CUCUUGUUUUUUUUUGUUGACGUGCACUCACAAUGCUGAGCCAUAUUUUUGAAGUAGGGUCUACUCGAUGGUGCUCUCUUUGUCACAGUUUGUGUGUGUUUCGUGUUGUCUCGAGCCCCAUGGCUAGCUGUCACAUUUGGUGAUAUCAGUGAGUAGAUACGCAUUGGCUUACGAAAAUGGGCAAGCGGAAGGCAGAGAGGCUUGGAGCGCGACUAUCUGGCUAUGAGAAGAAGCAUCUCCAUGAGUUUGGAGAAGUUCACCCUGUGAAUGAUAGCUUUAUCGAUGAAACUCCUGCUGUACCAAAGGCGAAGAAGGCAGAGAAACGGAAGAAACACGUCAAAGUGGUGCAGCGAAAAAGUGAGAAGGAUGGAUACGCUUCGUCAGAUGAUGAGAAGCCCUCCUACUUUGACAAGAUGAUGCAGGUGCUGAGUCGCAAGCGAAAAGGCCCCAAUCUCUGUGAUCUUGGCAGUGCAAUGAAGAAGACGAAGGUUAGCGCAGCCGCAGCUGAGAAGAGCUCCCUGCUAAUAUCAAGGUCGUUGUCCAGUAGUUUGCCUGUGGCAUGCAGUGUUCUUGCCUCACCCAGCACCAAGGUUGAGCUGGGCGGGAAGCGUGAACGUGCCAAUGCUCUCCAAAAGAUUAGUCUGGGUAGGAGCAAGUCUGGUGAAAAGCAAGAGCCGCCAAAAGCAGCAGAAGAAGAGGAUAGGGAGCAGAGCGAGACUGAAGAACAUGAUGAUGAGAAUAUUCCAAGUGAAGAUGACGAUGACGAAGAGGCUGUUACUGACAGUUCUGACGAUGAGACCGAGGGCAGCAAGAAGUCACAACAUGCAGGCGAAUGUCGUAAUUACUUCAAGCUCCACUUCAGCAAUGUUCUCCCAGAAUCUGCUGCUCAAGCUCUGUUGUCAAAGAGAGAGCCAUCAAGCAAAGGAUACACGUCGUGUGGACUGGGGAAAAUGGAGGAAGCAACUUUCGAUUGUGUCUCAGGCUGCUCUGAAGAGUUCUUGGCACACACAAAGGAUUCCAAAUCAGUGGCUGAAGUGUCUUUCUCUGGCGAUGAGAUUUCAAAAGAACUGCGCGGUGGCCUGUGCCAGAUCUAUGGUGAUAACUGCGAAGAUUUGGGUAGUGAGUGGCGGCAAUUGUUCAGUCAGAUGAACUCCUACCGGGAUGUUGCUGUCGGGCUCAGGCAGUCUUCCAAUGCGGAAGAUGUCCGCCAUCUAUACACUCUUCAUGCUCUGAAUCACGUCCUGAAAACGCGCCAUUGCAUCAUGAAGCACAACGCCAAGCUAAGGGCCACACAACCUGAUGAAGUACCGGACAAUAUGCGUGACCAGGGCUUGACAAGGCCCAAGGUUCUCAUACUGACCCCAUUCCGCAACUCAGCUAUGCUGAUCAUUGAUGCCAUGCUGAAGUUGUUGCGUGAUCCAGCCGAGAAGGUUGCAGUGGGUCACCGAAAGCGGUUCUACAGUGAGUUUGGUCACGACGCGGAGGAAGAGGAAGAAAACACCGGGCCUGUCAAGAAAUCAGAGGAAUUCAAGGAGAUGUUUGCUGGUAACAUUGAUGACAAUUUCAAGAUCGGUCUUUCAGUGCAGCGCAAAAUUGUCCGCUUGUACACCGACUUCUACUCUUCGGACAUCAUCAUUGCGUCUCCAUUGGGUCUUAGACCCAUCAUCGGUGCUCAAGGUGAUAGGAAACGAGACUAUGACUUCUUGUCCUCAAUUGAAGUUGUAAUCGUUGACCAAGCUGAUGUCUUCCUCAUGCAGAACUGGGCACAUGUCUGUCAUCUGUUUGAACACUUGAACCUGAUGCCUAAGAAACAUCAGUCAACUGACUUGAAUCGAUGGCGAUUCUGGGCGAUAAAUGACUGGUCGUCUCUCUAUCGUCAGAACCUCUUUUUCGGCGACAGCCUCUUUCCGGAGUUGAAUUGCCUGAUUCGCAUGCACUGCCGCAACUAUGCUGGCAGACUGAAGUACUCCAAGGCUAUAGCAGAGGGUUCACACCUGUCAAUCACCGCUAAUGUCAUACAGAAAUUUGAGCGGGUAAAAGCUGAAUCAAUCAGUUCUGAACCCGACGAUCGUUUCAAAUACUUUGUGGAUAUGAUCCUUCCAUCGUUGGUGAAGAAUACCAAGGGUCAUAUUGCCAUCUUCAUCUCUUCUUACUUUGACUUUGUGCGGCUGCGUGAGCACUUCAAGAGAGAGAACAUUGACUACAUUCCCCUAUGCGAGUACACGACCAAUGCGGACAUAUCCCGGAACCGUAGCUACUUUUUCCAUGGCAAUGCUCCCAUCGCACUCAUCACAGAGCGUUACUUUUUCUACAAGAGGCAUACUCUACGUGGCAUCCAUCAGCUCGUCUUCUAUCAACUGCCGCGCUAUGCCUCGUUCUACUCACAACUAACCGACAUGCUCUCGCUGGAUGCUGACCCCAUGGAGGAGAGGCCUGUACGUUCACUAUACUGUGACACUGACAAGCUACGUCUGGCCGGCAUUCUGGGCACUCGCCGCGCAGUCAAAGUCUCUACGUCUCCCAAGUACAUCCACACGCUAGAAUGAUCGAGCCCGCCAGCCAGCAGUAACAGGCAGCAAUGACUGGUUUUCCCGUAGAUCUGUCAAAACGUUUUCCAUUCGGCUCUUUCCUGCGGCUGUGGUGAUUGUGUGGCAGUGUGGAUUACUUACGAGGAUUGCACGACAACUAAUGACUUGAAGCGGUAGUCACGGGCACUUUAAUCUGCACUGCAACAACCAGUGUGUCAGUGCCGAGCAUUUCAUCACUGUACAUGUAGUUUACUUUUCUCCAUAGCAGUGUACAGGUAUGCAUCUAAUCUCAUGUAGACUUUAGUGUGUAGGGAAGGCAGAGAUCUAACUAGACGUAUCCAGGGCCUGGGAAGUGUUACACCCUGUACUCGUAUCAUGUACUAGUGCGUGCAUACCACCAUCUUUUUUAAUUUAUUUUCUAUUUUGUUGCUCGCUUGAUAGCCGGUUCAGCAGGUUUUUUUUCUUUAGACGUUGGUGUAUCUAAGAAUCCACCCUGCUUUAUAAUGUGGUAACAUUGUGUCAGACCUGUGCACGGGUGUGUACAUGCAAUGCAGUAGCAGUUAGCUCUGGGCACUUGAUGCAUCCGAACCACUUUGCAAACUGCAGAAUACUGGUCAUUAUUCGAUAUUCAUGUUUCCUGUGCGCCAGAAGAAUCGACAGCAAUGAAGAGCACAUAUGCGCGCGCACACACACAAACACACACACACACACCAUCACACACACACAAAGUUACAAACUUCUCAUCAUCCUUCA
Sycon ciliatum is the source of this 3281-nucleotide messenger RNA. Its product is annotated as U3 small nucleolar RNA-associated protein 25 homolog. The coding region runs from base 177 to 2546 and encodes 789 amino acids. Lineage: Eukaryota; Metazoa; Porifera; Calcarea; Leucosolenida; Sycettidae. The transcript is spliced from 19 exons. The record is from RefSeq and is a predicted model, not a curated record. Gene Ontology annotation, cellular component: nucleolus; small-subunit processome. Gene Ontology annotation, molecular function: rRNA binding; U3 snoRNA binding. Gene Ontology annotation, biological process: maturation of SSU-rRNA from tricistronic rRNA transcript (SSU-rRNA, 5.8S rRNA, LSU-rRNA).